This is a messenger RNA of Lithohypha guttulata, 1416 nucleotides long. RefSeq lists its product as uncharacterized. Lineage: Eukaryota; Fungi; Ascomycota; Eurotiomycetes; Chaetothyriales; Trichomeriaceae. The transcript has a single exon. Bases 1 to 1416 code for a protein of 471 amino acids. The record is from RefSeq and is a predicted model, not a curated record.
AUGGCACAGUUGCUGCCUCGUCGGGCACCUUACGUGUGCAAAGCGUGUCGGUCAGCGCAAGCAGCCAGGCCAAUAAUCAGAGCUUUUUCCACUACUCUCAGUCGAGCCGCAACACUUCGACAGCAACUUGAAGGUCGAAGCUCCCCAAUACCCAACAAGAAAUCCAGUGGUCUGCCUGCUCAAGUCCAGAGACCAAAGGCUGGCAGACCUGGGAUAAACCCACCGUCCUCGUUGACGCCUCAAAAGGCGCGAAAGCCUGCAAACGAGACGGCAGAAUCGACGACACCACCUCCAGCCUCCAAGAUAAAUUCAAAUGCGCUCCUGACCAAGGACUCGAAGUUGACGGUACGGUCGAUACAGGAGGGUGCAUUAGCCAUACUGGAAUCAGAAGAAGUGCCGGAUGAGGCGACAGUCCUUGCUGUUCUGCAAAGAGCUCAGGAACUGGCAGAUGUUCUUGUCCAGACACAACCGUUACAAGGUUUACCACAGUCGGACCUUUCGACAGAAAAACAGGGCGCGCGGACGUCUUCUACGAGCAACGAUGGAAGCUCUCUUUUCGUGGAGUUGAAUGAGCCUCAAGUUCAGGCAAGGCAGGAACAAGAUCAGGUCGCUACACCACUACCUGCUUCUGCUCUGUCCAUCGAGGACCGCAGAACCCUCGCCUUCCUCUUAGUGAAAGCGCUAUACCCUCUCCUCGAAGAUCCCAAAGUAUACAUAUCCGAACGUAUUCUCACCUUCUACGUCGAGAUCGCAACAACUCUUCAACUUCCUCAAUACCUUCCUAAGAUACUUCACCUCUACGCCCACAAACAAAUACCCAAACCAGGCUCUCACCCCAUCCAGUACUCCGAACCCUGGUCCUCGACACCCAAAUACGCUGUCCCACAUCGUCUCGCAGACCUCGCCAUCGAAUCAGCAAUCUCGAUCCGUGACAUGCCCCUCGCAAUCAGCCUCAUCGACGAAACCGUCGCAACUACUCAAUUCAAAUGGGCAAAAUUUAUCAAGAAAGCCGCUUUCCCACUCACCCUCGCGUCCAGCGUUAUUCCCUUGGCCUGGACCCUCUCCUCGCGCGCAGCAAGAUGGCAAAUCAGCUGGGAAGAAGACACUUUCUUCUGGAUGUGUAUCUCUGGCAGCAGCGCGUAUAUUGGCACUAUGGGGAUUCUUCUCUAUAUCACAGUGACGACGUGGAACGAUCACCAUAAACGAGUGAGGUGGAUUCCGGGCACGAACUUGUGGCCAAGAUGGGUUCGCGAAGAGGAAAGAUACUACCUCGAUAGAAUCGCGUUAGCUUGGGGAUAUCAGGAUGUGAAUCGACACGGAGAAGAGACGGGAGAAGAGUGGGAGGCGCUCAGAGAACUUUUGUUGAGAAGACAAUUGGAGCUUGACCGAAGCGCGUUAUUGCCUGGUAUGUUGUGA